CUCUCUCUCUCACUCGUUCAAUCUUUCUUUCUUUCUCUCUAUUUGUUGCAGGUGUGUAACAAGGUGAUGGGGCCUGCGGCUUGGGUCGUGUGACAGGGAGGCUCGACUCUUGGGUCUACGGCGUGGCUGUCUUCCUCCGUCUCAUCUACCACAACUUCCCUCCCCAUGUUUCGCCGACUCCGACGGAGAUUGACUUGCAGAGCAAUGGUCCAGCAAGCUGUACAGGGAGGAGCUCCAGCUGCUUACGCCCAAGAAAUGGAGAGGCUAACCGCUAAAGAAUCCCUUCUUCUUGCUGUCGCCAUUCUUGGAGGGUCGGUGGGAUUUUUUUCAGGGCUGAUGUCUUCCACGCAGUAGUUGAGUCCAUGCAAUGAGGCGAUCCAGCUUGGGUUGGUUAUAUAUAUGCCUUCUUAAUCUUUUCUGGAGUGCCUUAUGUUGACUGGUUCAAAUGGGAUGGUGCUAAACACCCCCUUUCAAAUGCACCUGAACCCAAGAGAUGCUUCACUCGUUCAAAGAGCGAAGAUAAAAUGGUUGUUCGCUAUUGUCGGGCUAUUCGUAAGGGGUUGAUUAAAUUUGAUGAGCCUAAAGAAGAACCAUCUGUCUACCUCUUGUGGGGAGAUGAAUCCAACUCUAACGAAAAGUCUGGGCAUUUAGCUUAUAUUCCUGCGCCGAAGCCGAAAUUGCCAGGGGAUGCUCAACUAGUGAAAUGGGCCAUGAGAUUGAGGGUGGCUUUGCAUCUGACACAAGCUCUGGAGUACUGUAGCAGCAAAGGGCGUGCAUUGUAUCACGAUCUCAAUGCCUACAGGGUUUUAUUUGAUCAGGAGACCAACUAUGUUCCGAUUACGAGAGGAAACAGAGUUGUCCUAAUGAUUAACGGGUAGUCAUCCACCACCCAAGAUUCCUGUUUCAGUCCCUCCAUAUCGUUC
This is a messenger RNA of Humulus lupulus (European hop), 923 nucleotides long. RefSeq lists its product as uncharacterized. The transcript has 8 exons. Gene Ontology annotation, biological process: brassinosteroid mediated signaling pathway; rRNA processing. The record is from RefSeq and is a predicted model, not a curated record. The coding region runs from base 525 to 878 and encodes 117 amino acids. Lineage: Eukaryota; Viridiplantae; Streptophyta; Magnoliopsida; Rosales; Cannabaceae. Gene Ontology annotation, molecular function: protein kinase activity.